This is a messenger RNA of Spirodela intermedia, 390 nucleotides long. The record is from the annotation of a GenBank genome assembly. Lineage: Eukaryota; Viridiplantae; Streptophyta; Magnoliopsida; Alismatales; Araceae.
AUGGUUAAUUAAAAGCAUUCGGGGAUUGAGACAAGGGGAUCUCUUAUAUCUACAAUAAGGACAAAAUCCUAGUGCAAUGAAGAAAAAAGUUGCAACAGGAGAAAAAAUUAAAGAAAUUGAAGUAGAUCAAAGUCAAAGAUUUCUCGCUCAUUUUCAAUUUGUCAAAUGUAUUAUUGUCUUUGAAAAAGAGACUGCAGCUAAUUUAGGCAUCAUUAUUUUCUAUGUCAUUUGGCUAGUUAAAAUGGACGUUUUCAAUGGAUCAGCUCUUUUAAAUGUUAAUUGAGAGCGAGAAAGAGAGUAGAGAAGUACAGCAGAAAUAAGAAUGAAUGGAGGUUUAUUGCAAUUAAUAGGACUAGAUUGUCUGAAAUUCGGGAACAGAAAUCCAUCUAA